AUGUUCAUGAAGGACUACCAUUCCUCUGCCUCUCCAUGGAUGGGUCCCUAUUCCUUCCUCAACCUCUGUCCCUCUGACUCUCCCUUCCUCUUCUCCUGGCUAAGCUUGAUACCACCAUCCUCAAGGAUACCCUCUCUGCCCUCUCUGAGCUCAACAAUGCCCAGGCCAUGA
Messenger RNA from Acanthamoeba castellanii str. Neff, 171 nucleotides. RefSeq lists its product as uncharacterized. Bases 1 to 171 code for a protein of 56 amino acids. The record is from RefSeq and is a predicted model, not a curated record. The transcript has a single exon. Lineage: Eukaryota; Discosea; Longamoebia; Acanthamoebidae.